Solea senegalensis (Senegalese sole) is the source of this 2953-nucleotide messenger RNA. RefSeq names its product basic leucine zipper nuclear factor 1 (gene blzf1). Gene Ontology annotation, biological process: Golgi organization; Golgi to plasma membrane protein transport. The transcript is spliced from 7 exons. The record is from RefSeq and is a predicted model, not a curated record. The coding region runs from base 138 to 1361 and encodes 407 amino acids. NCBI's taxonomy places the organism in Eukaryota, Metazoa, Chordata, Actinopteri, Pleuronectiformes, Soleidae. Gene Ontology annotation, cellular component: Golgi membrane.
CAGAGGCCAACUGUUUCCGGCGACAAAAAGAACGCAGACGUUGAGGAAGACGCAUCCAUUUUACCCGGACGGAGAGUCGCCCUUGGUUUUCACUUCGAAAAUUACCAGUUUCUCUUUCAGCGAACGCCAGCCCCACCAUGACUGCUGCUGUGAGAGAUUCUGCCAGGGUGCCUGUCCGAGGUGCUGGUGAUGGCAUGGAAACUGAAAAACCUCUGGCCAACCCGGAGGUGAACACAGACUCACUGCCGCCGUGUCCACCUGAAGUUCCCCUUCUGAAGGUGGCCAGUCCAAAACGCAGCCCGAAGUCCUCGCAUCCUCCUGCUCCUCAGCCUCUCGGGGUUCUCCACCUCGGCAAGGUGAGCCGCGAGGCCUGCACAGAGGUGGAGGCCGUGAGGAUCAUCGUCCCACGUGCUGCCAUUAGCCGCUGCAGUCGUGCAGGACCCGCCGAGGGGAAAGGGGAGGCGGUGCAGCAGGGUGAGGAGCAGGGUUCUCCUCCGUUGCCUCUGGUGGAGGACUGGAGAAUUCAGCUGAAGAAGUUGCAGAACUCAGAGCGCAGGCUGCUGCAGGACAUGGAUGGGCUUUCCAAUCAGCUCCGUGUGCAGACAGAGGUGAACCGUGAGCUAAAGAAACUGCUGGUGGCGUCAGUGGGUGACGACCUCCAGUAUCACUUUGAGCGACUCGCCCGAGAGAAGAACCAGCUGAUUCUGGAGAACGAAGCCCUGGGUCGGAGUCUGGCUCACACUGCGGAGCAGCUGGAGCGUAUGAGCAUCCAGUGUGAUGUUUGGAGGAGCAAAUUCCUGGCCAGCAGAGUCAUGGCCGAUGAGCUGACAAAUGCCAGAGCGGCUUUACAGAGACAAACCAGAGAAGCACAAGGAGCAAUUCAGGACCUCCUGUUGGAGAGAGACGAGUUCUCCAGUGACAUGGUGCUCACGCACAGAUCUCUGGAGCAGCUCCUGGUGUCUUUGCAGUGGGGCAGACAGCAGACAUACUACCCCAGUGCUCAGCCCCUCAGCACCAAAGAGCUCGCAGCAGCCAAUCACAAGCUGGCAGACGCCAUCAACUCCCACCUGCUGGGCAACACCAGCAACAGAAGCAGCAGCAACAGUGUGGUGAAGAGUGGCAGUGCCACAGCUGAGCAGCUCUGCAGCACACCGGCCGAGAAGAUGGCAGAGAAGGUGCUGAAGAUUUUAGAUCCCAUUUCCUGUUCUGAGAACAAGACAGAGGCUCAGCUCAACGACUCCCCGUCAAACUUUCUCAACAACAACAAGAAGAGCAUCGGCAGGUUUCACCCGUACACGCGCUACGAGAACAUCACGUUUAACUGCUGCGAGCGCUGCUCUGGGGACAUCCUGGUGCUGUAGACGUCAUGGACUGCUUUUACCAAUGCAUAUACAGACACACAAGGUCACAUCCUGGUUUUCAAUAACCCAGCCCACCUAUUUCUAGGAAGCUGUCAGAGAUGUUCUGCAUUCUGUGUCUGCAGAGCUUACCAAGAAUUUACUAGGGUUUCUUUUAAAUGUUAUAGAUGAACAUUAAACUUUCAAUUGACAUUUCAGUCCACUAGAUGAUGCCGAGUGCUCAUUCUCAGAAGAGCUGUUGUGUGAGUAUGCCCGGUAUGAUUUUGCAAUAUUGUGAUAAAAUUGUAUCAUGGCGAUUCACACCUGUAGUGUUUAGCGAUGAAUUAUCGAUAUUUGACUGAGGCUGGGCACUCAGGGAAGCAGCAGUGGUCUGCUGUUGUCCCCUCACAGCAUUGACAUUUAAAAGACAAUGGAAAUGUUUCUGAUUGAUCCAAAGUCCUAUUUUCCCAUUGGUGACAACUGACUGGAAGUUAUGGGACUGGCUUAUGGCGUUUUUCCAUUAUACAGUUCAAGCAGUACUUUUUUUUUUUUGCUUUUCCAUUAGUGAAAGUACCUGGUGCUUUUUUUGGAUGUUAGCACCGAUGCCCUCCAUUGUUUGUCGCUUUUAAAAUGACAUCACAGCGGUUGUGCUGUGAAGUGACUUGAAGCGACGUGCCUGGACACCAAACUGAGUCGAGCCAAGUAGUGCUAGAACUGUACAAUGGGAAGGUGCAUUAUAUUUCAGGGGCAGUUGUAAGUGAAUUGGUUCACAUGCAAAGAGCGACAACGCGUCCCCGUCUGACUCCAGCACAGCGUCGCUGCUUAGUUCAAAUGUUCUGAAACAACGGUACACUCGCUGGAGGACAUGGAACAUUUUAAAGCUGGUACAACCCAUUUCACUGCAUAGCAGUUUCUAAUUAUUGUACUUCUUCGAUUUCAGAUAGUGAUUUUUUGAAUUUCCUUGAUGUUUAUUAUUACUUUUUAAAGAACUGGAGAUUUUGUUGAGGCAUAAUGCUGAUAACAUUUCAGGUCCACUGCAACUGGGAUUAAAUCUGUGCUAAGAGCUAUUUAUUUUUGGGACGCAAGGUCAACAUGAGUCAGUGUUACAUGGUGUAAUCAACAACAUUACUGAAUUCAAAUGUGAUUAAUUCAGGCUGGCGUGCUUUAUUUAUAUUUGCUCAUAUACAUACGUCGGUGUCAACCAGCAACAGAAUUACUGAGCCCCGGUUGCUCUGUGUGAUUUUAAAACACUGUAUUAAUGUAUAUAUUAUUGUGUCAUUUGAAUACAUUACAGUGUUACAUUCAAGAGGUAUAAUAGCCUUAUUACACCGUCUGUCAAUUAGGUUUGGCUUUACUUGAAAGAGAAAAAAUUGAAAAUGAAUUGAAAUUAAGUAUGUGUUAUUGCCUUUUAUUUAUUUAUUUUUUUAAGUACUGCUUUUGCCUCAUUAUACACUACUAUGAAAUGACAAGUAAUGCUGUAUGUUGCACACAUUUUGCGGUUUAUACUUUGGUUGUAUGCAUCUCUGUGGAAAGCAAUGGUGGUGGUUUACUUCCCAGAAAAUAUUCAUAUAUUAUUCGUAUAUCUGACCAAAAUAAAGACCAAAGUAGUUUUUCUA